Molecule: messenger RNA, 697 nt
Organism: Telopea speciosissima
Lineage: Eukaryota; Viridiplantae; Streptophyta; Magnoliopsida; Proteales; Proteaceae
Product: glutaredoxin-C9-like
Exons: 2
Coding region: 147-608 (153 amino acids)
Source: RefSeq, a predicted model, not a curated record
CAAACACUUGCUCUGCAUUUUCAAGGGGCAAACCAUACCUGCAAUUCACAUUCACUCUUCUCUUGUUAAACUCUCUCUUUCUCUCUCUUUCUCUCUCUUUAGUCUCUGUCUACCCCUACAUAGCUGAAUUAAAGAAACUGGAGACUAUGCAACAAGCUAUUCCAUACAGGACAUGGUUGCCGGUGUCGCCGUCCGGCAGCCCAAUUGGGCUGGGAGGAGGAGCGUCGAUUGUUAAUGGUGGACUAGAAAUUUCACCACCAAGAGGAGGUGGAGGAAUUGAUGUGAAUGGAUUGGUAUCAGGGAACGCGGUGAUAGUGUUUGGGAGGAGAGGUUGUUGUAUGUGUCAUGUGGUGAAGCGCCUGUUAGUUGGGUUAGGAGUAAACCCAGCUGUGUAUGAGGUGGAUGAGAAAGAUGAGUCUUGUGUUGUUGAUGAAUUGAACUCCAUAGCUGCUGCUGCUGCUGCUGAUGUGCCAGAGAAGCCACAGUUCCAGUUUCCUGCUGUGUUCAUUGGAGGGAAGCUUUUUGGAGGUUUGGAUCGCCUUAUGAAUGCUCAUAUAUCUGGAGAGCUCAUUCCCAUCUUGAAGAAGGCAGGAGCUUUGUGGCUUUGAAUAUUGAUUUUCACCCUUUUCUUUUCCCUUCUGCUUUCUCUUUUCUUCAAGGAAUUUUUGAGAGGCAAAUGCAGGAGUUUUGAUCCUUA